Molecule: messenger RNA, 1155 nt
Organism: Caenorhabditis briggsae
Lineage: Eukaryota; Metazoa; Nematoda; Chromadorea; Rhabditida; Rhabditidae
Gene: Cbr-nstp-6
Product: Protein CBR-NSTP-6
Exons: 9
Coding region: 1-1155 (384 amino acids)
Biological process (GO): pyrimidine nucleotide-sugar transmembrane transport
Cellular component (GO): Golgi membrane
Molecular function (GO): UDP-galactose transmembrane transporter activity
Source: RefSeq, a predicted model, not a curated record
AUGCGGGUAUCUUUGAUUCGAAACCUAGUGAUUUUCUAUCAAAUGAAUAAUAGUGAACGGUGGAAUGAGUUGCAAAAGAUUACGAUUAUCCGAGUGGUAUGCUCCGUUCAACUACUCUCCAUGAUCUCUGUAACUGCACAUUCUACAGCCAUGCCGUUUUUGGUUAGGAUAGCGAAUAGGACACAUUUCCUUCCCACAACUUCUGUUUUCAUGAUGGAAGUGUUGAAAUUGAUAUUUUGUUUGGUUAUUACACUAUUCAAAACGGGAAGUGUUAAAGGAACCACCCACGAACUUCACAAAAACAUUUGGAAGAAUCGAAUCGAAACGCUGAAAGUUGCAGUUCCAGCAGUAGUAUAUGCGAUUCAAAAUAACUUGUACUACAUCGCGCUAGCGAAUAUUGACCCUACGACUUAUUCAGUUACACUCCAACUUCGAAUUCUGACGACAGCUGCUUUAUCAGUGUGUUUAUUGAAUAAGAAACUGUCAUGGUACCAAUGGGGAGCUCAAGUUAUGGCACUAAUUGGUGUGGCUACUGUACAGUUGGACAAAUCAAAUUCACAUAAAGAAAUUGCUGGAACGUACUGGAUUGGCGUUGCUGCUGUUAUUGGAAUGUGCUGGACGAGUGCAUUCGCAGGUGUCUACUUUGAAAAAAUGCUCAAAAACUCGUCGGCCGACGUUUGGAUGCAGAAUAUUCGAUUAUCGAUUUUGACGCUGAUUUUUGCGGGAAUCACAAUGAUGACGACGGAUGGAGAGGCGGUUGUACAGGGUCGAAUGUUUGAAGGAUGGUCCCAAAUGGUUUGGCUUGUCACAAUUCUCAAUUCCAUCGGCGGUUUGUGUAUUUCAUUAGUGAUGAAAUACGCUGAUAAUGUGAUGAAGACAUAUUGUCAAUCUAUUGCCAUAGGACUAACAUCCCUGGUCUCCAUCUUCCUCGGAGAACGUCUUCUAACUCUUCAUCUCAUUUUUGGAGUUCUUCUGGUGACGUCAUCAGUCGUUGUGUAUUCUCUGUUCCCCGCGACUCCGCCCACUUUAUCUGCGUAUCAUAAACUGGAACAACAAGAAGAGGAACUUCUGAUAUCUUCAGAUGACGUUGAAGAUGAAGAAGAUAAAAUUUUUGGAGCUGUUGGAGAGGAGAAAGUAGCGGCACUUAGUAUUUAG